UGAGGAGAAGACGCGGGAGGAGGCACACAGGAUUUAUUCAGUUGGCCGCUUCUUAUGUGCAAUCCAGUGUAGUGUAGGAGGCGGAGAGGGAGCAUAACCCGGUGCUUAUGUUUAUGUGUUAGUGUGUGUGUGUGUGUAAAGUGUUGGCUGUGAACAGAGAAAACAACUCCGAUGCGGGAAUUGUGUGUCGAAAGAAUCGCCAUGAGCACAAGAGUUGCUUUGCCGAUGCACACGGGCUGCUGCACUAUGUCGGAGCUACGGCGUCAGCUCCUCCCCAGCCCCCCACCUACCCAGGACCGCACUGCCCAUGUUCGGAGAAACCUGUUUGGACCGAUAGACCGCGACGAAAACCUCAAGUUCGCGCAGGAUGAGAUGAACAAGGUAUCGCAGGCCAGCUGCAAGCGGUGGAACUUUGAUUUCAAGGCCGAGAAGCCGAAAGAAGGCCGCUACAACUGGGAGCCUGUUGGUGAAGCCGUGCCACAGGCCUAUGAGAUGCCUAGACUCACUGCUCUCACCACACACGCCACAACCACACCUCACACCACCAUAACCGCACCCAAACCCGUGCAUAAAACUGUACCUGAGUGUUCGAGCUCGACCAAGAGCGAACAGCAACCCUCCACGUCGAGCACGCCCGUCACGGGGCCCGACACACCCACGCCCACCACAACCAGUACAUCCAUAUCAACUGCCAAACUGCCCACUCCCGCUGGAAGCAGUAAAGCAUCGCCAGCCAGCCAGAGCAUACGGAAAGCAGUAAAGCUGGACAGAAGAGAAAGCAGCAGGAAGAAAACUAUAGCCACGACGAGAAUUACAAGGAAAACUGCCCAGCCUCCAGUAACAGAUUACCUGAGGAUCCGCAAGAGCAAGCGGCCGGCGUCCAAGCUGGAGGAGGACCCGCCGCCCGCCCUCGUCAAGCGCACCAAGACCACGUCCUCGUAAUGGCUCUCGGUCCCCGCGCCGCCGGCCAGCGCCACUGCCUCCGCCGCCGACUCUCCCCCGCCACCGCGCCACUCCAGCGCCGCCUGACGCCUGCUCGCGGCGGGGCGACAGGCAGGAAUGCCACAGUGCCAAGGGCUGUGUGUUUGGCACCGAGGGCGGCCCGGGAGAGGAAGGGGCGACCAGGGUCAAGACGCCAGGAAUCCUCGACGGGCGUGUGUGUGUCUGCGUGUGUCUGUGUUCCCAAGUGGCUCCCUCGCCGCCCUUGGUCUUCGGCCGUCAAGAUCUCACGCUUCUGCCUUCCCCGGGCCUGGUGGCGCAGAGGCGGCCGCGGCGGGCGGUGGGCGGGCGGCGGCGGGCGCCUCCGAGGUGCGACGUGCGAGCGGCUCGGUUGUGUUGCGGCGGCGGUGUUUCUGGUGCUCAAGACAUUAUAUACACACUGGGAGAGACACUUGAGUGAAGUGAUGGUCUGCUUGUAGCGCCGCGCCGAGCCCGCACGCCCGCACGGCCGCCGGCGACCCGCCCGCCCUCCCCCGCCUCCCCGAGUGGCCGGGGACUUCCACAAAACUCCAUGAUCUCACUGUUUGAACAUUGUUUUUUAUGUAAAUACGUAUUGUAUUUAUUUCGUAUUCAGUUAUGAGUGUGGUGCCAGCGUGCGUGCGUGCGCGUGCCCAGCGUGCUCGCCGGGUCGGUGCCAGGCCGAGUGCCAGCCGCCCGCGAGCCGCCGCCCGCGCCCAGGCUGCUGGGUCUCUUAUACAAACUUUACCGUGAUCCAAAGAAAGCUAUUGGAUAUGCCCAAAGAAGCUGCAUCGCGAGCACGCAAACUUGUGCCUUGGGUCAAUGGGCCGCAAGGACCAGCUUUGCGUGAGUGGUCCACACAUGCGCCUUCCUGUCAGAGAUUACCAGUGUCCGAUCUCAUCAACUCUGAACACCGUCUAUAUUUUUUUUAUUAUAUAUUUUUUUCCUUCUCAAACCUUGUGCUCCUGAGCAAAGUUAAUCUUCAACAUUCACAGUACAAAAUUUUUGUAACUAUUUAUAAACUUACUCAUUUAUUUAUUGUCAUACCUGAAGGUGUAUGGGCUCCAACGUUACAUGGUCACUCGGACUGCGGGGCGGCGGGGCGGGGGGGCGGGGGUGGGUGCGGCCCGGCUGCUCCCCCCCCUCCACGCUCCCUCCGACCCGCACUUUGUUAAGUUUGCUCACAAGCCCAUAUUGCCACUUUUCCCCAACAAUUGUACCGAGCACCCUGCCACCCCCACCCCCUCCCCACCAUGCCCCCUUUCCCCUCCUCCCCCUCCCCCCCCCCCAUCAACCCCCGCUCCCCCGUCCCGCAAUGUACUCCACCAAACAUCCCUCUGUUGUAUUUAUCAAGGAAAAUUGAGCUUCGUUGUGGAGACAAGGAUGACGUAUCCCGAUAUAUUGUGCUAAAUUUGGCUCUCCUGACCCAGUAGCUCUGCCUGCCACCCUCCACCUCCCUCCCCCGUCCCCUCCCCUCCCCCCCACUAUCUCUCUCUCUCUCC
Molecule: messenger RNA, 2459 nt
Organism: Penaeus indicus
Lineage: Eukaryota; Metazoa; Arthropoda; Malacostraca; Decapoda; Penaeidae
Product: cyclin-dependent kinase inhibitor 1-like
Exons: 2
Coding region: 172-942 (256 amino acids)
Biological process (GO): regulation of cell cycle
Cellular component (GO): nucleus
Molecular function (GO): cyclin-dependent protein serine/threonine kinase inhibitor activity
Source: RefSeq, a predicted model, not a curated record